CCUUGCCUUGAAUACUACUUCCUUCUCGCCUGGGGAACUUUCUUCGCUUGACAAGUCAGUUGAAGGGCAUAUUCUUCAUAGAGAACUCUCUCGACUCUGCAGCUUUUUCUCGAGACCAACAAAAUCCACUUAUCUACAAGGGUUCCCCUCCAUCCCAGCAUGGAUUUCGACGAUGAUGCCCCGCCUGAUCUGGUAGAGGCCGGAACUGUCCCUGAGGAUGACCUGCCACCAUCGGAGAGCCAGAUCAAGGUCCCGAUCACCAUCGUGACCGGAUAUCUUGGUGCUGGAAAGACGACUCUCCUCAACUACAUCUUGACGGCGCAGCAUGGAAAGAAGAUUGCAGUGAUUAUGAACGAGUUUGGCGACUCGCUCGACAUUGAAAAGUCGCUCACUGUCAACAAAGGCGAUGAGCAAGUUGAGGAGUGGCUUGAAGUCGGCAACGGCUGCAUAUGUUGUUCCGUGAAGGACACUGGUGUCAACGCCAUUGAGUCGCUCAUGGAGAAGAAGGGUGCGUUCGAUUACAUUUUGCUAGAGACCACAGGCCUUGCCGACCCUGGCAACCUUGCGCCACUAUUCUGGGUCGACGAUGGCCUGGGGAGCACAAUCUACUUGGACGGUAUCGUGACUCUGGUAGAUGCGAAGAAUAUCCUUCGCAGUCUCGACGAUCCCGCCGGCAAGAUUGAGAUCGACGAGGAUCACAAAGAGGAUGACGGCCACAGUCACGGUCCGCUCAUGACAACGGCGCACGUCCAGAUCUCGCAUGCCGAUGUCAUCGUCAUCAACAAGUCGGAUCUGGUUUCCGAAGAAGAGUUGGUGCAGGUCAGGUCGAGGAUAGAGUCUAUCAAUGGACUCGCCAAGAUCCACGUCACCAAGCAGAGUGAGGUGCCGAAACUGGAAGGGUUCUUGCUGGAUCUGCAUGCCUAUGACCAGGUCACGGAGCUUGAUACCAGCCAAAAGGGCCACAGUCAUCUAGAUCCGACCAUUUCGACCGUCUCGAUACCCGUGCCAAAGUUGGCACCUUCGCAGUUGAAGAAUAUUGAUUGGUGGUUGAGAAAGAUCCUCUGGGACCGUAAGCUUCCUGGGAACGAGAAGAUGACACUUGAAGUUCAUCGGUCAAAGGGUCGGCUCAUCUUUGAUAACGGCGAUGUCAAACUCAUCCAGGGUGUGAGGGAGAUAUUCGAGAUUCUUGACUCGCCUGACCAAUCGCGCGAGGCUGCGCAAGCUCAGGAAGUAGGAGUAGCUCCUCAAUCACUGCGUGGCAUACCGGCAGGUUUUGGUGGCCAGCAGCAGCAACAGCAGCAGCAGCAACAACAAGCUGGGAGAGCAGUAUCAAACAGGUUACCGAAUGGCAAAAUAGGCAGUAAUGGGUCUGGCUGGGCAUUUGGAGGAGGAGUUCCCAUGGGAGGCGCUGGUCUGCCAAAUCAAGCCCGUCAACUUGGAGGAAAUGUGAGCUUUGCACAGAGCUUAAGCGGGUCGCAACCGGCAACACCGCUGGACCUUUCCGAAUUUCCGUCCCUCUCCAACAACGCCCAGAUGAACACCACCGGACAAUCAAACAUGUGGUCAUCAACAGCAUCGCGUAACCUGGGGGCUGGUCCAGUGCCGCGCAACCAGCAGUCGACGCCGCUGUCGGCUCAGAGCGGCCAGGACGAGCUCUUCACGCCAACCUCGGCUCGUCAAGGCGCCUUUCGCUUCGGUGGCCAGAGCAGCGCAGGUCCGGCGCCUCAGGCGCAGUCCAAUCCCGUGGACGACUUCCCGCCGUUGAACAGAAACUCGAACGGCGAAAUCGGUGGUGAGCGAAGUGCUAAUCUCAUGCCCUCUUUGGGAUUCGGUGGCAGCCAACCGAGUGGCUCAGCCCCCGCGAUACCUCCUGCCCGAAGCGCAGGUGCCGGCAAUGGUCUUCUCAAUGCGCUCUCCGCGAACAGCAGAACCUCAGAUGGUCGCUCACCUUCCAUCGCUAGCGUGCAAGAUCAAGCAAGAAUACAAGAGGCAUCUGCCGAGAGAGGCGGCUCCUUCUCUGAAGAGAUCGGUGGCGACAGCGCGUCUCAGUUGGUAGAGACCAGAAACCCCCCUGGAGCCAUUGGCAACGACGCAGUCGCUGGCAACGGCAAGGCCAAAGAGGAGAAGGAAGGCCAAGCACCCGACGUGCAGGACCCUCUAGCAGGAAUGGCGCCCAUCGACAAGUUCGGCAUGAAGGGUCUACGUGUUCUCAUGAACAACUACCCUAGCUAUGGCGCCCUGAUGCAGGGAAUGGACCCCAACGAGUUCGGACUCAACGUCAAUUCGCCAGAUCUCAUCUCCACGCAGAUCUACUCUCUCUUCGACGACACGCCUCCGCGUCCUGCGAUUCCCAGUGUCCGGCUUCCUGAGUGUUACAAAGUGACUAAUGUGCAGCCUAUUGACACCAAGAUUCCGUCGUUCAACGAAGAGACCCUGUUCUGGAUCUUCUAUAGCUGUACACAGGAUAUCAAGCAGCAAUUAGCUGCGGUCGAGCUGCAUAGCCGAAACUGGCGCUGGCACAAGAAGCUGCAUUUCUGGCUGACCAAGGACGAGCUUAUGAUGCCCGCUAGCCUUGGUCCCCACCAUGAACGCGGCUACUACAUCGUCUGGGACACCACCAACUGGCGCAAGGAGCGGAGAGAACUCACUCUCCACUACGGUGACCUGGAGACGAAUCUGGUACAACCGGUUGCAUAGUUGAAUUGGGGGUUAUGGUUCAUUGGCUUUCUCGUUUUACUGACGAGGCUGGAAACGACUUGGUACCUGGGCACUGGGCAUGAGACCCGACAGGCGUUAAGUCAUGUUGAUACGGCAUGGUUUUACAAGCUUCCGGUAUGAAGCUGACCAGGCAAAUGGCAGCCGCUGCAUAUCUGCCGCUGCUUUGUGUGUAUGAAUCACUGAUCAAUGGGAGUUACCCACGGCCGUCAAACGAAGGGAAAUAAAAUGACGACGCCGAUGCUGCGAACGAAAACUUUAUUCUGUU
Colletotrichum phormii is the source of this 2983-nucleotide messenger RNA. RefSeq names its product CobW/HypB/UreG, nucleotide-binding domain-containing protein. The transcript has 13 exons. The record is from RefSeq and is a predicted model, not a curated record. Gene Ontology annotation, cellular component: cytoplasm. Bases 160 to 2697 code for a protein of 845 amino acids. Lineage: Eukaryota; Fungi; Ascomycota; Sordariomycetes; Glomerellales; Glomerellaceae. Gene Ontology annotation, biological process: regulation of DNA-templated transcription.